Molecule: messenger RNA, 1724 nt
Organism: Tuber aestivum (summer truffle)
Lineage: Eukaryota; Fungi; Ascomycota; Pezizomycetes; Pezizales; Tuberaceae
Source: the annotation of a GenBank genome assembly
ACUGAUAGUGUUAAGUUAUCGUACCAUGGCUAGGUCCCACCUGCAAGCUCUCGGCAGAUCGUUCGGGACCUUCCAUCCGAGUUCUUCCAGCGUUCUACCGCACUGCGUCUCCCGCGCCAAGCGUGCUCUAUUGGUUGUCAAGCACAAUAGUCCUCUCAACCUCAUGGUUUUCAUGCUCGUGCUUUGAAACCUGUUAUCAGUACCAUAUCGUAUGGUUACCAAAUCCCCAAGCGUCCAAACCCUUCAAUCUUCAAUCCCUACCUUCCUCUUUCACCGCAGAUAAAUGCCGCCAAAACCCCGCCCCUCCGAAGCCGUGGCGAAACCGCCCACAGUGCUCGCCUCCUCGGUAGUGAUCGCGGAAGCGGCCUCGCUAACGGGGACCUUUCCCAUAAAAAUCGGAGCAAACACCGUCAUCCACCCACGAGCGAAGCUCACGUCGGCCCAGGGGCCAAUAACGAUAGGCGAGCACUGCAUCAUCUGCGAGCGGACCCAGAUCUGCCCGCCGGGUGCGGAGGGUCUGGUGAUUGAGGAUGGAGUGGUGGUCGAGGUCAAUGCCGUUGUCGAGGGGAGCGUCGGGGCUGGCAGCGUUGUCGAGGUCGGGGUCAGGAUUGGGAAGGGGGGGAGCGUUGGGUUGGUAUGUUUCCACUCUGCUGCGGGGGAUGAGGUAUGAGAUGUGCUAAUCGGAGAGUGGGGGAGGUGAGGGAUAGAAUUGCAAAUUGGGCCCGUUGACUAAGGUUCUCGAGGGUGAGGUUAUCGAGGAUAAUACCGUGAUAUUUGGCAGUGGGCAGAGGAGGGUUGAUGCCUCGGGCACGGCAGAUGCUAGGAGGAGGUUGCUGGAGAGACAUAUCGAGAGCUUGAGGGUUCUCAUACCCAGCAAUCCCUCUAAAUUUGUCAAUUGACGCAAUCCAAAGGUCAUACCUGAAAGGGGAUUUGUACUAUAGAAGGUUUCUGUGUGCCGGCCAGGUUCCAUUGGUGACAGUGAUCAACUGGUAUGGUAUCGGUCGAGUGCAGUAGGUACCGUACCAUUGCAUACCGCCAAUACAAACCUUGACCACAUUCACACAGAGAUGAGUCCACCGAUGGAAGCACGUUUUUCUUUUAAUCCUCUCUAGGUAGUUAUAGAAUGGUGAGGAAGAGGGGAAAAGAAACUAUAAGCGAGGUGGAAUAUCUUUAAUAGUCUCCCCUCGCUAUGAGGUACGAGUACGGGUGUGAUCGUCCUUCGCUAGAUUUCUAUACACAAGUAUACCAAUAGUGCUAUGUACUCGUACAGUACGCCAAGAGGGACAAAAGGUUAGUCCUUAACCCACGGGGCACUGCAUCAGGAAAUGUUCGGGUAAUCACAGCAUCCGCCUCAAUGAUCAAAUCAAAAACACGGGAAGAAUGGUGAAAAGAAAUACUCGAGUAAGUGGAGGAGCUGACGUCGUUUGCCGUAUUAUUUUCCUAUUGCUGUUUCCCAUGGAAUUGGAGUACUAGUGCUGUACUGUACUCGCUUUUUUCGGUGAUGUAGGGUAGAGAGGAUGGCAUUUUAAUGGUUUCCUCUUUUGCACGAGUUUAGUAGGUUACGGUAGGGUGCUCAUCCCUUUGUAAUUUAGGUCUUCCCGUGGCAUACUGUGCCGCAUUCCUAUGCUCAUACUCCGUACUCGUACAGUAUCAUACUGGAUCAAUCAACUUGAACGUGACUUCUGCUGACAAAGAGUGUCACUUACGAGCCAAACGGGUGUAGC